Nicrophorus vespilloides is the source of this 8397-nucleotide messenger RNA. RefSeq lists its product as uncharacterized. Gene Ontology annotation, biological process: cell differentiation. The transcript is spliced from 8 exons. Bases 742 to 7518 code for a protein of 2258 amino acids. NCBI's taxonomy places the organism in Eukaryota, Metazoa, Arthropoda, Insecta, Coleoptera, Silphidae. The record is from RefSeq and is a predicted model, not a curated record.
GAUCGACAGUCCGCCGUCUCUGUACAUUCCGGGGCGCCCGAACGCCAUUUUGGUAACAGAAAAGUGAACGAAGUGAGAAGAGAAGUGUUUUUUUUGCACAUGAAUUUCUGGAUCGCAGAGCAUUUCGAAAGUGCAUCGAGCGUGAGUGCAGAUCGUUGCGAAUCCGGUGCGUCGGUCCGUUUUUUGUUUUGUUUUGUUUAUUUUCUCGGCGAGCGCGAGGAAAAGAAAGAAAGAAGAAGGAAGGAUAGGAUAGGGAAAGAACGAUCGCGGUGCGCGUCCUGUGUCUGUCCCCCAUCUCACCAUCUCUGUCUCUCUAUCAAUCUGUGUAUUUAAGUGCGUUUGUGGGAGAGCGAGCGACUGAGUGAGUACACAGUGUGUACCGAGUUAGUUCGUUAGUUUUGUCUCUGUUGAAGACACGCCAACAAAAGCAAUAGUUGUUGCAACGGCAAAUACAUACAUACAUACACACAAGCAUACGCGCGCAUACAUACGUACAAGAUAAAAUAAUACUCUGUGUGUGUGCUGUUUGCAUCCUACAGCGUCUGUGUGCCAUCUUUUUCAGGCCAACUAACCGACUCGCACAGUGAAAAGAAGAAAGAAAGAGACGGAUACGAGAGUCUCCCCCUUUUUGUUUAUCGACAGGACCCAUCGAAAUUUCGUCGAGAACCCAUCUGAACGGACCAAACAAAAGGGUUCGUUCGCUGGGUCUCCCGAAGAUCUAAAUGGUUGCGUGUGGACAGCAUGUCUACUUUGCCAGGGUUGGCCUCGAAGGGCGAAAAAGGGAAAUCCAAGUACCAGUCUUUGGACAUUAAUAGUCUGUAUAAGGUUUCAUUGGGAGAAUCUACUGAGAAGCAGCAACAGAAGAGUAUAUUAUCGCAUAAACAUGGCAUGCAAUUACUGGGCAAGGUACCUAGUGCUAGGCGUCCCCCUGCGAAUCUCCCAUCUCUGAAGUCCGAGCACAGUGGGUCCGACGCAGCUGUAUCUUUGGUUCCUUCUAACGGUUCAGGAUGGGGCAAACAAGAGAGUGCUUCUUCAUCGACCUCGACGACAACAACAACAAAUGUGAGCAGUGCUGGUGCUGCGAAUGCGACGAACACAACGAGUACCCAUCAAGCCAAUAUCGCUCUGCCGGUUUCAACAAACCCGGCCCUGCAACAGCAGCAGCAGCAGCAACAACACCAGCAGGGCGCUCAGCAGCAGAUCCAGCAGCAGCAGCAACAACAACAGUCUAUGCCCGUAUCGGUUGUUGCUGGAGGUGUAAAACAGCCACAUCAUCAGCAACAACAGCAGCAGCAGCAACAGCACGGUGCGAAUCCUGCCACCGGGGACAAGUCAUGGAGUUCGGUGAUGAGUGGCGGCGAGCCGUCGGCCCAUCCGCCCUCUUAUCAAAGUCUGAUGUUCGAACACGAAUUCCCCAGCCUGUCAGCUGGAGAUGGAGGUGCACCACGUUCUGGCACAGCGGACACCCAGUACGGGCCCGGUCCAAGUUUGAGACCACAGACGGAGGGUUCGUGGCAACUCGGAGGAGGUGCCGCCACAAGGACGGACGGUAUCGCUGCAUCAAACGUCGCCGGAGGCCCCCAGCGCAACGGAUCGGCCCCUCACGGUGCCCCACCAUCGCACAUGGGCCAGGGCGGCCCCCCUCUGCCACAGUACAGAGGCUUUGUGCCGACGUUCAUGUACAAAGGAGGAAACGUCGCCGGCAAUCCAGCAUUGGGUCAGCAGCAACAACAGCAGCCACCCUUUCAAAACAUUGCUCCCGGCGUUGCUACACCUUUGUCCAUCAUCGUGACGUCUCCACAGCCGCAACAACAACAGUCCAAUACCUCCAAUGCCAACAAUACAACAGCCAACAACAAUUCCACAAACCAAUCGACAAUUAGAAGACAACCGCAGCAGCAGAGGAAUAACCAACAACAUCACGAAACUGAAUCGUCUCUCCACAGGCCGAUCAUCAAGGAAGAGGAACUCAGCGGCAUGGAUAAUCUCACCAGCGACAUGGGCUGGGCAAUGCACGACGACAUUGAUUAUAAUCAGAAGUUGGCCUUCAGCGACGACGAAGCGGAAAAUAAGUCGCGCGGCACCUCGAUGCCGAAGGACAUGCAAAAAUCUGAUUAUCACCACCACCUCCAUAACCAACAGCAGCACGUUCCACAAGAUUACCACCAACAAGAUUAUCACCACCAUCAGCAGCCUGAACACAAACCGUGGAGCAGGCAGCAACAACAGCAAUCUUCGAUGCAUUCGGAGGAAGACGAUAUGAACGCGAAGCGUCGCAGACAGCAACAGGAGGUUGCGAGCGCUAGGGAGCGCGCCAGGUUGCGCAAGGAGGAGGAAGAAAAGAAAUUCUAUCAGGCAAAGCAAAACAAGUACAAGGAUAUGGACGAAAAGAUGCAGCAGGGCAAACCACCUGCAAAGGACGAUUUGGUGAACGCUCCGGCGCCCGCUUCCAUUCUCCUACCGGAAUGGGAACGACCCAAAGAAUCCGAGCAGGAACAGCAACCACCACAACAACAGCACCAGCAGCAGCAACAACCGCUGCCAACGAAAAACGAUUUCCGUCAGUUGACGCAAAUCGAAGGGCGUGCAACGUACACCCGCAAAGACCAGAGGGGCGGCGGCGGUAGCAGCAGCGAAAAAGACCCGGCCAACUUCAAACGACAAUACCAGCACAAUUUGCCACCGCGUUUCCAAAAGCGCCAGCAGGAGCAGAUGAACAACGGUCAGCAGCAAGGCAGCUUAUCUUCGAGCGGUGGAAAUGGUGGAGGCGGUUUUGCAUUUGAAUCGAAUCGUUGGGGUGGUGGAGGAGGAGGCAUGAACAAGACCAGCCCCGCCAACAGGAAGAAUCACAGGAAUGACAAUGAAUCCGAGAAGGAUGAUGAUUAUAAUAAAUACAACUACGGCAGGCAUCGUCCGUACGGCGGCAGCGGUGGUGGUAACAACCAGCAACAAAACAAUUCCGAACCCUCUGGAAGGAAGUCGUCCGGUGAUGAUUACGAAUACGGAAAUAAUAGGAAAGAUGAUAAUAACCUGAACAGGCAACAUAGCAACGAUGACUGGCAGGAGAGAAGAAUGGAGAGAUACGGAAGCAGUGAUCGACCUCAGAGGCCGGACAGUCGCGACUCCAGAGCGUCUCGCGAAUCCCGUCACUCCGAACCACGUGAGUACAAUUCGUGGGCCGAGACGCACUUCGAAGAGGAUGCCAAGCGCCACCAGCAGCAGCAUCAGCAGAUCAAGGAGCAUAAAAUGCAGGUGCCGGGACCGAUUACCAAAGAUAAAUUGGAAGCGGACGAUUUGCGUAACGAGAAGCAGCGUAAUCUCACGCAACUCAAGAGGGGCGCUAUCAGCGAUAUGGAUAACAAGAACAAGUCUCUGGAAAAGACACCGGAGAAAGAGGACGAUCCAUGGAGUGCCGCACGGAAAGGUGACAUGGGCCCAAGGGCUUGGGCGGAUGCGAUCUCACCGAGCACGGUAGCACCGGAGAAUGCCAAAUUCAUGGAGAUGAUCGAUAAGAAGUUGGAAGAAAAAUUGAUGUCCGCUGCAGAUGGCGAAGACAAAAGGGAUGAUAAAAGUAAAAAUGCGAAUCUUACCGGCAGAGGAAGGUCCGAUUCUCAGAACAGUCGCAGCGGAAACGCCAACGGCGGAGGAAACGUCUACAAUCGAAACAUGUGGUCGAAGAAGGGCGGAGCUGUGCCUCCUCCAAGAGGUGGCGGCGUUUCGCGAUCCAACAUAUCGAGAUCUUCGAUCAAAACCGGUGGCGAUUGGCACGCAUCAGAGUCUGAGGGCUCCGCCGAUGAUGCCACGUUGCAGCAUCAUAACGAAGACCAGCAGUCUCAGGUGAGUCCGAAGCUCAUCAAGAAAGGAGACAACAAGGAUGAACGAAACAAGGACGUGAAAAAUGAUAAAGCGAAUGCAUCCAGCAAUUGCAUUACGGAGAAAAAACCGGUUGGUGCGGGCGUCGGUUACGUGCCUCGAGGAGAGCCAUCGCGACAUGGACGCGGCGGUGGAGGCGGAUCUUCGAGCUUUAGAGGUGGUCGAGGCGGUUGCAAGAGAAUGGACGGCUACGGCCUGCCACCAGUUAAAAGUCCUUUCCCACACGAAGAGCAGCAGCAACAGCUCGUCAAAAAAAUGGAUUCCGAUGAGAUGAUGACCAUGGACGAUAAAAAGAAGUUGCUCGAUAUGAAUAAGCGUAAGGAUACGCUCAACAAAAAGAAGACCGGAAGGGACGGUGGCGAUGUCUCCGACAAUUCGGACGAUGUCAAGGAUAAGAAUAGGAAGCCGAAACAGCAGCAGCGGCAACAGCAACCGACUUUAUCAACUGCAAUGCCCGGAAGCGUAUCCCAAAGGGGGAGAGGUGGAAACGCGAACAGUGCAACAGCACCAUCUCCGAGGAUGUCAACCAACGACAAGAGACAAUUCUCUCAAUCCCAGCUCUCGAACGCAUCGCUGCCGCCGCGCAUGAAAGAUGAUAAAGGCAAAGAUCUGGUGAACGCGAUGACUGAGAUGAAUUUGAGCGAAGAAGUUAAACCCGAAUCUGAACAGCUUCAGCAACCCGGUGACGAUGGUUUCCAAGAAGUUAAGAGCAAAAAGAACUUGGAGAAGAGACCAAAGUCGACGGAGAUGAAGCAGCAGCAGCAGCCAAUGGCCAAGUCUCAGAUCGAACAGAAAGAUAGCAAGGUAAUGAUGCCGACGGCCAUGAAACCGAAGCCAGUGCAUAAUCUGUCGCAGCAGCAGAUUGCGAACAUCCCAUCGCUGAUGGCGACACCUGUGAAUCCGCCACCGAAUAUGCCUCAACCGCAGAGCAACAAGGGUCCGUUCGAGAGGCCGAGGCAGAACAAAUUGCCUCCAAGGUUGGUGAAGCAGCGCGAGAACAAUCGUCUGCACAAGGCGCAGAUGCAACAGCAAGGCUUGAACGUGAAUGAGAUCAACGAUAUGAACAAGAUGGCCCAGAACAUGCAGCAGCAUUACGGAAUGAAGGACGGUGGUGGAAACAACACUGCCUGCAAUUUGGGAAUGGUGAGUGCGUGGGAGAAGCCUCUGGUGGGUCAAUUGAGGGAUGCCAACGCGAAUCCAGACGUUCUUCACGCUCUCGAUAUCAACCAGAAGGAUCCCAAUUGCAAGCAAUCAGCGGACGGCGGAGAUAAAGUGCUCGAUGGAUCGAAUCCACUCAAGACGAUCAUCUUCGAGAACACUAAUUACAAGUCUGCGCCGGGUUGCAGGAAUCGCAACAAUGAUAAAAGGGGCAGUGGAAGUAAGCCAUCGUCGCUGGAGGAUAACAACGGCGGCAUGGAGAUGAACUUUGGAAAUAAGCAGAUCGGAGAAUUGCUGAACAACAAGACCAACGACAAGAGCGAUAUUAACAUGCAGUUGGCGUUCGAUGCGGACAAGGCGGCCGAUAUUAAGCUGGACUUUUUCGAGAACGAAAUCUCGCAUCUGACGGAGGACAAGGGUAGCAACAAGAACAUGUCGUUGCCGAGGACGAUGCACACAAUCACCAGCAGCAACAACACCAUUUCGCCGUCGACCGCCGACGAUCUCAACAUUAAGAUUCAGUCGGUGAAGAAGGUGUGGGAGAUGCCGACCGUCAUCGAAGUGCAGCAACAACAACAGCAGCAUCAGCAGCAGGAUGAAACUUACUCAUCCUCGUUCGGUUCCGAUCCGAAUGGUAUGGACCAGGGCUUCGCGAAUAAAUCCGGAGAUGGGAACGAUGACAAUCAUGAAGGGUACAGUCCGUCGGCCAAUAGCGCAUCAUCGAACAGCAACACGACCAACGUGUGCAAGGUGAAGCCGACACAGCAGGUCGCCGGAAGCGGUGGUCAAAGCACCGUCAUAAACACCGUCAGCAGCGGUGGAAGUGUCGGUGGAGCAGGAUCAGGCGGAGGAGGUGGAAGUGGUGGUGGUGGUAGCAGUGGUGGAAGCGGUGGCGGAAGUGGACAUCAGCAGCAUUCGACGAUGGUCGGACCGAAUCUGAUUGGACAUCCGUUGUCGCCACCGCCGCAGAUGCCGACGGUGAUUAGCGCGUUGGCACCUCAACCGCAACAGUACACGACGAAUCAGCAUCUCGGUUAUCAAACGGCCGGACUAGGAGGUAACACCCAAUACGGAAUUCCGGCAAUACCAUCACCGCCGACGGUGCUCUACAACUCAUCGCAACAGAUGCCGCAGUCUGGAUUAUAUGGUACUUUCCAGCUCGAUCAGAGUCAGGUGCUCAACAGCCAGGGUCGAUCGCAGUAUUCGCAAUACUCUUAUGGGCUUGGACAGACCGCCUCCAGUCCAUACUCUGCGCAAUCCAUGUAUCUGCAAACGCAACCGCACGGACCGCCCAACCCUCAAGGACCACAAGAUAUUUAUAACAAUUACCGUCUACCAGCAACCGGACCGUUCGGCCAGAAUCAGCAGCUGAACAAUCCGACGACCGUGUUAAUCUCUUCCACUUCGAACUCUUUGAUGUCGGCCACCGUUAAGCCAAGCGGUCAGCAGAUCAGCGCCAUCGGCACAAAAGCAGGCGGCGUCGGUCAGGCGUACCAGCAGCAGUCGCAGCAAGGCCAGCAACUCUACAUGACCUACGACCCGGCCAUCCAAGCCAAUUAUCUGCAGAAUACGGGUGUGAUGCAGCGAGGACCACCGCCGCCGCCGCAGAACAGCGUUGUCGCCGGAUUGCAGCCCUCUUCCUCGUACUAUUCCGGAUCCACAGUUUUGUGCGCAGGUGGACAGACAGCCGGCUACUUCCAGCAGCCGCCGCCCGGCAACUCAUCGCAGAUGGCGCCGCCUCCACCACCGCAGCACCAGCAUCAGGCCGGAUACGGACUGCAGGGAAACGUCUUCGGCACCCACAGCCAGUCGCACACAGGAAAUGCGGGCAUGCAGAAUUUCAACUCUCCGUUCCUCUCGGGACCGAUGAUGGCAGCGAUGAACGCGCAGCAAUUCCGCUCAGCCGUCGCAGCCGCGUCCAACAUGCCCCCGGGGGCAGCGGUCGCCGCUUCUUACAUGAAGAGCAGCAGCCAACAGAUGGAUCAGCAGCAGGGCGGACGAUCGCAGCAGCUGAGGAGUCCCGGCACCCAGCAGGAAGUCCUUUCCUCAGUGUUCAAUACCGCGUCCCAAAUCCCAUCGCCCAAAUCUCGGCAGAGCUGCAAGCAGCCACAGCCGCAGCCCAGUCCCACCGCACCCAACAAAUCUGGAUACUUGUACCAGAACGUGACGAACCCGACGAGCGGACAGGUAUUUUCGAGAUACCCGGCUCCCAUUCAACGCCCCAACAGCAAUUACGGCAUCAGUUCCAUGCAGAACAAUGGCCAGAAACACGGUGGCCGGCCCAACAAUUCUGGCAAUCGUUCUGCAUCCCGGCAAUAUUACAGUAGCCAAGGCGUAGGUCUUAACAAUCAAGUGGACAAAUCGGAAGACUCGAAGCUCGUCGAGGGUGGCGCCAACAAGCUCGGGGCAGCCAAUCAGCAGCCCGGGGGCGGCGCCUCCGACAAGAUCGACGUCGGCAAGGACGUCGAGAACAGUGCUAAAGACUAAGCAACACUUUCGGUUCUAUUAUUUAAGGAGUUAAGUACUAAAAAAAAAACGUGUUUCUUUCUUUUAUGUUAUCCAAUCAUCGUCGGUAUAUACAUAAUAUAUUUACAUAUAUAUUAAAAAAAAAGGUAUUACACAAAAAAAAGCAAACAAACAAGAGAAUAUUAAAAAGAGUAAGCGAAAGAGGAACAAAAGUUUUUUUUUAAUUUAGCAAGAGGAUGGAUUAAUGAGAAUAUUUAUUUUAAUUUUAUAUAUGUGAAAUAUAGAUUGAGCGGAGACGGAAAACGAGGAGUGUGAGAGAAAGAUAGAGAGAGAGAAAGGAAUGAGAAAAUAUUCGUUUCGCUUUGUCGGAUUCUUCCUAUUCAUUAUUCAGGUGGUGAAGAAAAACCUAUGAUCAUUUAUAUAUUAUUAUUUUUUUUUCUUUGUUUUGUGUUAUCUUUUCUUUUUGUAAAUAUAUAUAACAGAUAAUUCGCAUCUGAACGUAUUCUUCGGAGAAAGAGAAAGAUACUAAAAAAAAAAUAUAAUAAGAAAGAGCAGCAGCAGCAGCACCCCCGCAAACACUGGCCAAAAAUUAAUGAGAAAAAAUGGAGAGGAGAGAUAAGAGACAAAAAAAAAAAGAAACAAAAGUUCACCCUAAAACAAUCAGUGUUUAGUUUACUUAGUUUGUGAUUAUUAUUUAUUUUUUUUUCUUUUGAUAUGCAUCAAUUUUAUAUUUUGUGAUAUUCGGUAAAUGUUUAAUUUAAUAAUGAGAUUGAUUAACGACGAACAGAUAAGCGCGCGCUCGUUCGAUCUCAUCCCCCCACACCCCGACAUAUUAUAAUUCUUGUAAUCUCCGUGUCGGUUCGUUUGUCGGUGAUGCGUGCCCCUCCCCCCCAAUAUUAC